AUGGAGACAACAUGUGUUUCUCUCAUAAAAGAGUUGCAGAAAAUAUGGGAUGAAGUGGGAGAGCCUGAAAAAAACAGAGACAAAAUGCUUCUUGAAUUGGAACAAGAAUGUUUGGAUGCAUAUCGAAGAAAAGUAGAUCAGGCAAACCGUUUUAGAGCUCAACUAAGACAAGCUAUUGCUAACUCACAAGCAGAACUUGCUUCUAUAUGUGCUUCAUUAGGAGACCGAUCUUUACCUAUUAUACAGAUUGAGCCAGGUAGUUUGAUAAAAGAACUUGCAGACAUUUUUCCACAAGUGGAAAUGAUGCAGAAGAAGAAAAAUGAGAGGAAGGUUCAGUUCACAGAAAUUUUGGAUCAAAUACAAAGUUUAUCAAAGGAACUAUUCACAUCCACGAAGGACAAAUCAUGUAUCCCGAUUCUUGAUGAAUCUGAUUUGUCCUUGUCAAGACUGGAAGAACUCAAGAUUGAAUUACAUGCAUUGGAGAAGGAAAAGAGUGAUCGUUUGAAGCAAGUGUUGGACCAUUUAACUACUAUUCAUUCACUUUGUGGAGUUCUUGGGAUGGAUUUCAAAAUUAAAAUUAAUGGGAUUCAUCCCACUUUGGAAAAUCCAGGAAGCAAAAAGAGCAUAACUGAUGAUACAAUGGAGAAGUUGUCUAAUGCAGUUUGUAGGUUGAAUGAGGACAAGUCAAAGAGAUUGAAAAAGGUUCAAGAUCUUGCAACAACCAUGGUGGGGCUCUGGAAUUUAAUGGACAUAUCAAAUGAAGAGCAAAAACGAUUCCAAAAUGUCAUACGUUAUAUAGGUGCUUCAGAGAAUGAAGUCACAGAACCCAAUGCUCUCUCUUUAGAGUCCAUUAAAUUCAUUGAGUCAGAGAUUUUCAAGCUGCAAAAAAUGAAAGCAAGCAUGAUAAUGGAAGUACUCCUGAAAAGGAAGGCAGACUUGGAGCAAAUAUGCAAAGAGGCUCACAUGACUGUUGUAAUGCAUGAAGCAAUCGAUUUUUCUGUUGAAACCUUAGAAUCUGGUGCAGUUGACCCUUUGUAUUUGUUAGAACAAAUAGACCUUCAAAUGUCAAAGGUGAAGGAGGAAGCUUCAGCUAGAAAAGACAUACUUGAAAAGAUUGAUAAAUGGUUAGCUGCAUGUGAAGAGGAAACCUGGCUAGAAGAGUACAACAGGGAUCACAACCGUUAUAAUUAUGGAAGAGGUACCCAUCUCCUUUUAAAACGUGCUGAGAAAGCCCGAGCUUUGGUUCAUAAAAUUCCUGCUAUGGUUGAAACACUGCGUGAGAAAGCCAAAUCAUGGGAGCAAAAAAGAGGAGUUGCAUUUUCUUACGAUGGCGUUUUUUUACUCUCAAUGCUGGAUGAUUACAACAUCCAAAAGCAUGAAAAGGAACAAGAACGUCAAAAGCAAAGGGAACAGAAGAAACUUCAAGGACAAUUGAUAGCUGAGCAAGAAGCACGUUUUGGGUCAAAGCCAAGUCCAAUAAAGAGUGGAAAAAAGCUUAUUAAAGCAGCAAGUAUGAUGAGUUGUAGUUCUACCGAUAGACAAUAUUCAGUUGUUGGCUCAAUGCUUAAAACUCCAAAGCUUAAUCGCACUUUUUCCUCUUCUUCUUCUUCUUCUUCAAAUGCUCACAAUUUGCAUUACUCUUACCACAGUGGUGGUCAUGCAAAAAUCCACCCUGGGAAGAGUAACUUGAGGAGCAGUUCAAAUGUAAAAGCACCUACAAAUCAACAAGAAACCCAAACCCAAACAACAACACCACCACCUAGAAAACCUCUUUCUCCUGUUCUUUCAUCUUUAUCCACCAAUAAUAUAAAAAACCCCAACAAACACAAUGACUUUACCCACAACUCCAUCGUCAACAUCAUCCUUAAUGAAAAUAGGCAUGACUAG
Messenger RNA from Lactuca virosa, 1887 nucleotides. The record is from the annotation of a GenBank genome assembly. NCBI's taxonomy places the organism in Eukaryota, Viridiplantae, Streptophyta, Magnoliopsida, Asterales, Asteraceae.